Messenger RNA from Myxozyma melibiosi, 552 nucleotides. Its product is annotated as thioredoxin-like protein. Gene Ontology annotation, molecular function: glutathione disulfide oxidoreductase activity. NCBI's taxonomy places the organism in Eukaryota, Fungi, Ascomycota, Lipomycetes, Lipomycetales, Lipomycetaceae. The transcript is spliced from 4 exons. The record is from RefSeq and is a predicted model, not a curated record. Gene Ontology annotation, biological process: cellular response to oxidative stress. Gene Ontology annotation, cellular component: cis-Golgi network; fungal-type vacuole; Golgi lumen. The coding region runs from base 1 to 552 and encodes 183 amino acids.
AUGAUCAACCCACCUGUUAAAGCCAAGCGCCUGCUGCUGUUUUGUUUCCUUACCGGACUUUUGAUCUUCUACAUUCAACAUUACCGCAACGCUGGCUUGAGCAGCCACUCCACCACCAGUAUAUUUGGCUACGAUGUCCCUAACUACAAAGCUGUCCGCGCCGAGGCACUAGGCACGGAAUUGACCGAGAAGGGGGCAGGUGAUUAUGAACCCUUGGAUGAGAUCCAAGAACUACUCCUGAACUCACCUGUUGUCAUCUUCUCAAAGUCGUAUUGCCCCCACUCCCGCUUCGUCAAGAACCUGCUCAAAGACACAUACAAGAUGAACCCGCCACCUACCGUCAAGGAACUCGACCUUGAUCCGCACGGAUCAAUCAUCCAAGACGCGCUGCUCGAUAUCUCUGGCCGUCGCACUGUUCCCAACGUCUUUGUCGGCGGCAAGAGUCUCGGCGGUGGUGACGAGAUGCGCAUGCUGCAUGGCAAGGGCGUGUUGGCGACCGAGUUCAAAAAGAAGGGUGGGCGGAAGUUCUCGAUUGAAAAGGGUCGGGAUUAG